AUGGCGACCUCCCCCGACGCGGUAUCUCCGUUGACUUCGCCAAACGCCCAAAGAGACAAUUCUGCACGCCAGACCGCUCCCUCCCAACGUACUUUGCAGCCAAGCAUCGUGAGGGAGAACAAGGGUACAAAGAAUGAGGAUCUUCCACUUCCAGAAACACCAGGUUCUGUAAAAUUUGUCUCCCAGCUCACUGAGCCCCAAGAGUUUCCUUUCCCACAUGGUCGGGCUAGCAAUUCUGCUCCGGACGUUGUGGAAGGCCGAUAUGAUGGCGGGAUCGAUUCGAGACCAGCAUCAAAGCCACCAUCCCUCGCUCCUCCGUCCCGCAAAGCAACGAACCAAAGCGAAAUAGAGUCUGUUGAUCGCAGGAGUGUACAAUUUGCAUCGUCACGGUCUGAAACAUUCGAGCAGGGCCAUUCACGGAAUCAAUCGAGAGAAGUAGGGGAUGCAGAUGCGGGCUCAAAACAAGGGCAAUCACUACUCUCAAAGCUCAAAGCUCUGGCGACGCCAACUGCCAUGCAGACUCAUGGGAGAACUUUUAGCAGUUUCACGAUCGCUGGCCCCACUAUCGAGGAAAAGCCACCUGGGCUGGGCACUCCCCUGUAUGAAAGAGAUCAACCAUACUUUCCCACCGGUGAUGGAAAUGAGGCAGACGCAGAAGAAAGCGGUGGUGAGGGACCAUCAGACCUUAGAACGAGAAGGAGAUCUCGUCGGCCAUGGAAUCCGGAAGGAGGCACUCAUACUGCACCGACUACGCCAAAAGCGGCUUCAAAGAUGUCUUCUUUCCUCCGCGACUCACCGACGAUUACCCCUACAUCGCCUCGUCCGAUGUUUGGACGUCGUGCUACCAUGACAGAUAUACCUGAAAAUCAAAGAGUGGGCGUCUCUGAGGACGAGGGCCGUGAUAGAAUAGCAAAGAAGAGCGCUUGGGCGCGUGGUAUGAACAGUGCGGCUCGGGGACUGACAUACACACGUCGGAACGAAAAUCUAGAGACCCCGGAAGGCAGGAGACCCAUGAACCUUCGAAGAUUCACAGGAAUGGGUAGUAAUCCGCAGGGCACAGAAGCUUCGCCAUCAGCUUGGCGAUUACGAGGAGAGCGUACCUCUAGUAUCAGUGCCCAGAAGUGGCGGCAACUGAAAGCCGGGUUGAAAAUGUUAGGCCAGAAGCGUAAAGAGGAAAACAAAGUCGACCACGCUAAGUCUGCUGAGCUCAUGGCUGAGCUGUUAGCAGGCGCUCCAGCUGCGCUCUUAUUGGCAAGCAUGUUCCAACGUGAUGAGCAUGGUCAUAAGAGGAUACCAAUUCUCUUGGAACAGCUCAAGAUUCGAAUUGCUGAUAGUGAAAGAAUUGAAAACAAAGGUGGCGAUCGACAUGUGCUCUUUCGUAUCGAGCUGGAAUAUGGGAGUGGUCUGACACGGAUGAAAUGGGUGAUUCACAGAACAUUGCGAGACUUUGCCAACCUGCACAUCAAGUACAAGCUACAAGCCCAAUCGGACAAGUAUCUCAGCCUUGGUCUGAAAGACUCUAGCAAAAAUGAGCUCCCCAGGUUUCCGAGGAGUGCUCUCCCAUAUCUUCGUGGAAUGCGAGGCCUGGUCGAUGACGGCGAGGAAGAGGAAGAGGAGGAAGAGUUCGGUGUUACCAGUGCCCCCGAAGGAGAGGCAAGCGGCCCGGAAGGCCCUCAACGCCCACACCGACGCCGGCAAAGGUCUUCUUUUGCUUUUGCGCGGCGGAAGUCCAGUAUAUCUGGCCCGCAGACUCCAGGUCUAGGCGCCGAAACAGCCAGAAAUGGUAGUGUUGCGGGUGUGCUAACGUCAGCAUCAGCUACCGCCGGUGGCCGCAAAGAGACGUACGCCGAACGGCAAAGGAAGAAACUCCAGAUCUACUUGCAACAGCUCAUAGCAUACUUCAUCUUCCGUGCGGACAGCAAUAGACUGUGCAAAUUUCUCGAACUCUCUGCUCUUGGGGUUCGUCUAGCCACGGAAGGCGGUUACCAUGGCAAGGAGGGCUUGAUGGUAAUCCAGUCCGGAAAAGGAAUCGAUUUUCGAAGAGCCUGGAAUCCUGCGCUGGUAGCGGCGAGGCACUCACCGAAAUGGUUCCUGGUUCGGCACAGCUAUAUCGUGUGUGUUGACUCUCCGGAAGAGAUGAAUGUGUACGAUGUCUUCUUGGUAGACUCAGACUUCAAGCUAGACACGAUCAAGAAGCGUCUCCGCGACUCAAAACCACAAGAGAUAGCAAGCAAGGCAAAGGCUUCAGCGACUCACCCCAAACACCACCAGCUGAAAGUGUCCAACUCGGAGAGGAAGAUCAAGCUGCUUGCCAGGAAUGAACGUCAGCUGCAACAGUUUGAAGAUUCCAUCAAAUUUAUGGUCUCAUUAACAGAUUGGGCGAAAGAGCACCGAUUCGGCAGUUUUGCACCAGUGCGGCACAACGUCUUUGCUCAAUGGCUUGUGGACGGAAGAGAUUACAUGUGGAACGUUUCCAGGGCCAUAAGUAUGGCCCGUGACGUGAUAUACAUUCACGACUGGUGGCUCAGCCCAGAGCUGUACAUGCGACGACCCGCAGCCAUCAGCCAGAAAUGGAGACUUGACAGAUUACUGCAACGCAAGGCCCAAGAAGGAGUCAAAGUCUUCGUGAUCAUGUACCGGAAUAUCAAUACAGCGAUACCGAUCGACUCCGAAUACUCUAAAUUCUCACUACUGGAUCUUCACCCGAACGUCUUUGUCCAACGCUCGCCGAACCAUUUAAGGCAAAACACGUUCUUCUGGGCUCACCACGAGAAGAUUUGCAUUAUCGAUCACACCGUGGCCUUCUGUGGUGGUAUAGAUCUCUGCUUUGGGAGAUGGGACACCCCUCAGCAUUCAGUUAUCGACGACAAACUCACAGGUUUUGAGCUUAGUGAUGCACCAAAGGAUGCUGACCACUGUCAGCUUUGGCCUGGAAAAGAUUACUCGAACCCGCGUGUUCAGGACUUCUAUAACCUGGACAAGCCGUACGAGGAAAUGUAUGACCGUGCCAAAGUUCCACGUAUGCCGUGGCAUGACAUUGGAAUGCAGAUUGUGGGCCAACCUGCUCGCGAUCUGACUCGCCAUUUUGUGCAAAGAUGGAACUAUAUCCUCCGCCAAAGGAAACCCUCGCGUCCAACACCCUUUCUAUUACCCCCACCUGACUUCAAUCCUGCUGAUCUAGAAGCACUCGGCCUCGAUGGCACUUGUGAGGUCCAAAUGCUGCGCUCUGCUUGCAGCUGGUCAAUGGGUACACCUAAUAGGGUCGAGGACAGCAUUAUGCAAGCCUACAUGAAGAUGAUUCAAACCUCUGAUCAUUUUGUCUACAUCGAAAAUCAGUUCUUCAUCAGCAGCUGUACUAUCGAGGGAACGAAGAUGCAGAACCACAUCGGCGACGCGCUUGUCGAACGUAUCAAGCGUGCGGAGCGCAACGAUGAGGACUGGAGAGCAGUCAUUGUGAUCCCGCUUAUGCCUGGGUUCCAGAGUACAGUCGACAGCCAAGACGGCAGCAGUGUCCGACUCAUUAUGACUUGCCAGUACCGCAGCAUUUGUCGAGGUCCGACUUCAAUCUUCGGCCGAUUGAGGGCUGCCGGCAUCGAGCCGGAGGAUUACAUCCAAUUCUACGCUCUCCGGUCUUGGGGUAAGAUUGGACCAAACAAGACGCUUGUAACAGAACAACUCUACAUCCAUGCCAAAUGCAUGGUCGUGGAUGAUCGUGUUGCCAUCAUUGGAUCGGCCAACAUCAACGAACGCUCCAUGCUUGGAUCAAGGGACUCCGAGGUCGCUGCUAUCGUUCGAGAUACGGAAUUGAUAGAUUCAUAUAUGGCUGGUCAGCCGUACAAGGUCGGGAAAUUCGCACACACUCUUCGGAUGCGUCUGAUGCGCGAGCAUCUUGGCAUAGACGUUGAUGAGCUGAUGGAGGAAGAAUGCCAGAGUGAGCAGUGGGAGCGUGAGCAGGCAGAGUUCAACUCCGAGGCCUCGAUACCGUCUUCUCCAGCUUCAGACAAAUUGACGGAGCAGAAAUUGAUAGAGUCGCAACACAGGGUUCAGGACGAACUCAUAGCCAAGGCCGACCGACUACACAGCUUCAAUCACGAUGUGGACUGGGAACAAGAAAACAAUCCUCAUCUGAUUGCGAAUAAGAAGGUCACUGCGGACUCACGUGUGACUAGAAACGAAGAGCACGAACGAGAUGUCCGUGGCGAGGGCGCAGACAACAUGCUCAAGGUCAUGCAACGGCCUGAGUUCCUUGGCCGUGACUCGCAGAUCACAGACAACGGUAGAGAGGUCCUCGUUAGCAACAUUGCUGCAGAAGGCAGGCCUGUUGGCUCAGUCCCGAGUCCUAAGAGACAUCGCAAGACAAGGGAUCGGAGCAACACGGUGAAGACUGCCACGAGCGGUUCGAGCGCAAAGACCGUUCCAAAUGGAAAUGCAACACUACCGCCACCCCAAGUACAGCGCAUGCUGACAGAGGCGUUGGGCCUACCGCAUCUCAGCACCCUACCAGCUUUGCCGCCUAUGGACGACUCCGAUAUUGGUGGUCCGCCUCUCCAGCGAUCGUUUAGUGGUGCCACUGCCAGACUCGUCAACCCUCUAAUCUCAGAGAUGCGUCGCCCUAUCGUCACUCCAGACUGCAUGCGUGAUCCAGUUGCCGACAAUUUCUUUCUCGACACCUGGCAUCAGAUUGCGGAGAACAACACAAAGUUGUUCCGGCUUGUGUUCCGAUGCCAACCAGACAAUGAGGUGCGAACAUGGGAUGAAUACAAAGCAUACAAUGCUUUCAGUGAACGCUUCAGUCAGUCUCAGGGUGCUGGUAAGAGUACAGCUCGUAGACAACACGAAAACUCGACUCGUGCUACUGGUCCCCCGGGCGGAGACAAGACGCACAUUGCGCAGGUACCUGGCAACUUAGAGAAGAAAGCAGAGGCAUUGAACGAGCAUAUCCACGACAAAAUCGAGCACCGCAACCCACAUCAUCCCAUGGGCAAGGUUGAGACUUGGGCUGCAGAGCAACAAGACGAGGCCUUGCGCGGAUCCACUCCCACCACUGGAGGCAAAGACGAACACUUGGAUGAGAAGGCAGCGCUCAGGCAGAGUAACAGCAAUUCUACGCAUGAUACACAGGCGACAACCGACACGACGACAUUUCCACCCCCACCUCCUAUCCCCGAGGAUGAUGCCUUCGCCCUGCGGAAUAGAGCGGUCACGUACUCGGAAGACGCAAAGCCGAUUGGUACGAGCGGCAGCCAGAAGCGACGCCGACGCGCAACCACGAAGAGCUCAGCCAAAGCAUUCAGCGCGACUGACAACGACCUCAUGCUUGACAAGGAGGACGCGGAGGUCCUCUUGAACAUGGUGCAGGGACACCUCAUCAGCUGGCCAUACGACUGGCUCGAGAAGGAAGAGAGGGGUAGCGGGUGGCUGUACACGGUCGACCAGAUUGCACCCCUGGAGAUUUAUUCUUGA
Messenger RNA from Pseudovirgaria hyperparasitica, 5463 nucleotides. RefSeq names its product phospholipase D. The transcript has 2 exons. The coding region runs from base 1 to 5463 and encodes 1820 amino acids. Gene Ontology annotation, biological process: cell motility. The record is from RefSeq and is a predicted model, not a curated record. Gene Ontology annotation, molecular function: catalytic activity; phosphatidylinositol binding. NCBI's taxonomy places the organism in Eukaryota, Fungi, Ascomycota, Dothideomycetes, Acrospermales, Acrospermaceae.